AUUCAAUCCAUGUUGCCUUCAGAAAGCUCAACUUUAGCGUUUGGCUGCUUAUUUAAACACAUAACGGCAAAUUGAGGCUGUUAGCACCAGCUAGUUUGGAUUUAAUCGCUACUAUUGAACAAUAGAGAUAUUUUGCUGACAGGCUAGUUUGAUGAAGUUUUAAUUAAGUAUAUUUAAGCUUGUUGGUAAAAUAACUUAUAUCAUGUCUGCUAAUUUGUUAAAAGAGAGAAGUAACUUUGAAUUCAUCAAUAGUCUUGACAGUAAUGAGAGCUGAUACCUGCCGUUAAUUUUAUUUUUACAUUUGCUACAUAUUGUUAGCCUCUUUUAGCAGAGCAACAUAACAGAAUCUGUAGCUACACAUUUGGUGGUCUGGUCAUUUAAAAAGGUGUUAUUCACUGAUGGCCAAAGAAGAAUGUAAUUCUCAGUGGCACAAAGCGAGGGACCCAUUCGCAGUCCGAAACCGGAAAGUCUUCCCCUCACCAGAACAGACCCAUAAAUCCCUGAUCACUCCAGAGUCAAAGAACAAACAAGGAGAUAACACCUUCCCCUCAAAUGGAUCAUCUGCUGACUUUCCAGCCAGAAGAAGGGUUGAUUCCUCAAACACACUACUGCUCAUUGUGGUGACAGGGCUGUCUUUCGCUACACGCCUCUAUAAGAUAACAGAGCCCCCUCAUGUAUGCUGGGAUGAAACUCACUUUGGAAAGAUGGGAAGUUACUACAUCAACAGAACCUUCUUCUUUGAUGUGCAUCCUCCUCUUGGAAAGAUGCUGAUUGCUCUUGCUGGUUAUAUGACUGGCUACGACGGCACCUUUCCUUUUGUAAAGCCAGGAGACAAAUAUGAACACCACAAUUACUGGGGGAUGAGAGGAUUUUGUGCCGUGUUGGGGUCCUUUCUGCCGGUCUUUGCUUACCUUAUAGUGCAGGAGCUGUCCCAGUCUCACACUGCUGCUAUCAUCACAGCCACCCUGCUCAUAUUUGACACGGGCUGCAUCACCAUCUCUCAGUACAUCCUGUUGGACCCCAUACUCAUGUUCUUCAUCAUGGCAGCAGUUCUCAGCAUGGUCAAAUUCAACCAGCAGAGCUACAGGCCUUUUACUGCCCCCUGGUGGCUGUGGCUCAUACUGUGUGGUGGUGCUCUUGCUUGUGCUCUCGGGGUGAAGUUUGUGGGUCUGUUUGUCAUCCUCCUGGUGGGUCUGAACACGGUCAAAGACCUCUGGAGAAUUUUAGGCGACCUGAGUCUCUCACUGAUUGAUGUUGCAAAGCACUUCCUAGCCCGUGUUGCUGGCCUCAUCUUGCUUCCACUUUUCCUCUACGUGACAAUAUUUGCAGUUCACUUUGUUCUGUUGAACAAAAGCGGGCCAGGCGAUGGUUUCUUUAGUUCGACCUUCCAGUCACGUCUCAUUGGGAACAAUCUGUACAACGUGUCCAUGCCAGAGUACCUGGCGUAUGGCUCCACCAUUACAGUGAAAAAUCUUCGUAUUGCAGGAGGUUAUCUGCACUCCCACUGGCACUUAUACCCAGAGGGAGUUGGAGCAAAGCAGCAGCAGGUGACAGCUUACCUCCACAAGGACCACAACAACAUGUGGUUGGUUCGCAAGCCAGAUAAUGAUACUCAAUCUGGGAGCCCUGAUUUGGUUCGUCAUGGUGACAUCAUUCGGCUGGAACACAAAGAAACAACCCGUAACCUCCACAGUCACCUCCAUCAAGCCCCUCUGACUAAGAAGCACUUCCAAGUUACAGGCUAUGGACUUAAUGGAACGGGGGACACUAACGACCUGUGGCAGGUGGAGGUUUGUGGAGGCCGGAAGGGCGACCUGGUGAAAGUCCUACGCAGCAAAGUUCGCUUCCUGCACAGAGCCACGGGCUGCGUGCUGUACUCCUCUGGCAAGUCUCUUCCGAAGUGGGGCUGGGAGCAGGUGGAGGUGACCUGCAGUCCAUACCUGAAGGAGACUCCAAGCUCUCAGUGGAACAUAGAGGAUCACAUCAAUCCCAGAUUACCCAACAUCAGUCUUUCUCUACUAAAACCGAAUUUUCUGGAAAUCUUGCUGGAGUCUCAUAUAGUCAUGUUAAGGGGUAAUAGUGGCUUGAAGCCCAAAGACAAUGAAAUGAACUCCAAACCUUGGCACUGGCCCAUCAACUACCAGGGAUUGAGGUUUUCAGGUGUGAAUGAGACGGAGUAUCGUGUUUACCUGCUGGGAAACCCUGUAGUCUGGUGGAUAAAUCUAGCCAGUUUAGGGUUGUAUCUCAUCAUGGUGACACUGGCGUCUGUAGUCAUUCAAAGAGGAAUCUCACCGCAGCAGAAAAGAAUAGAGCAUUCAGAUGUGCUCAGGGGAGGGGGGGGACUCCUACUGCUUGGCUGGCUGCUGCACUACGUCCCCUUCUACGUCAUGGGCCGCAUCCUCUACUAUCACCACUACUUUCCUGCAAUGCUCUUCAGUAGCAUGCUAACAGGAGUUACAUUAGACAUUCUACUGAGAAAUGCUGAUCUGUUACUAUACCAACCUUAUUCUGAUUGGCUGCACAGAGGAGGGCAGAUGGUCCUCUUAUUCACCGUCCUCUACAGGUGAGCUAAAUGAAGUUUCCACCUGUUUCAUCCGCUGUCCUAUGGCAUGACGGGUCCUCUAGCACACGAGCCAGGCAGUACCAUGGCUGGCCUGAAGUGGAUGGAGUCCUGGGAGUUUUAGUCACUUCCCCAAGAUCUUGACACAAAUGUUGUACAGUGAAGGUCAGAAGUUUACAUGCACCCAUCAUGUGCAUGAAUACCAAAAUAAUUUAGGAUUUUGGGCAGGCUGAUCAUACAGCAAGAAUUGGAUGCUCGAUUUUUAAUUUAAUUAGAAUUAGAAAAACUAAUCCACACAGGCUCAAAUAUAAACAUACAAUCUUGAACUAUUUUUUUGUAAAACUCCUUUACAAGUUGCAGGAAACCGUAUUUCCAGCCAGAAUUAUGCCAGUAGCUUGUUGAUGGCUACAAAAAAGGACUUGGUUUCUCUGCAACUUGUAAAGGAGCUUUAACUAAGUUUAUAUUCAAAUGUGUGCAUCCAAUUCUUGUCUAUUAAACCUACACAAACCAUUAAAGCCCACUGCGACAAAGAACCAUUCAAAUGCAUCAGUAAAAAGCCCAAAUUAAUAGGACAGUCAUGCCCAUCUUGAGUGUAUGUAAACUUCUGAUCAGCACUGUAUAUUUGCUGCUCUCUAACGUGUUAACACAGAAAUAUUUUCUUACAGUACUGACUAAAAACCUACCUGUCCAAGUAUUUGUGUCACAGCAUUUCUUGCAAUGCAGGCUGUAUGUGUGUGUGAGAAUAAAGACUAAGUCAUUCAUCGCCAAAAUGCCAUAACUCACACCACAGCUUCCAUCUUUAAUAAGCGAAUGUGCCUCCAGGUAAAUGAUGAUUGAAAAGCUGAGCUGCCCAGUUGGUUUAAAAUAAGCUCUAAUUACAGGAAAGGGCUUUUGUUUAGUUGUCCUGAUCUUAGUGUUGGCAGUUUCCUAAUUAUUGCCGUCAAGAACAGCUACUGACCCUCUGUUUACAUUUUAGUGUGACAAAUAAACAGUGGUAUUUUAUUCUACAA
Messenger RNA from Girardinichthys multiradiatus, 3570 nucleotides. RefSeq names its product protein-O-mannosyltransferase 2 (gene pomt2). The record is from RefSeq and is a predicted model, not a curated record. NCBI's taxonomy places the organism in Eukaryota, Metazoa, Chordata, Actinopteri, Cyprinodontiformes, Goodeidae. Gene Ontology annotation, biological process: protein O-linked glycosylation via mannose. The transcript has 21 exons. Gene Ontology annotation, cellular component: membrane; endoplasmic reticulum. Bases 399 to 2567 code for a protein of 722 amino acids. Gene Ontology annotation, molecular function: dolichyl-phosphate-mannose-protein mannosyltransferase activity.